CAAAGAUAUUCAUAAAUAUCUUUAUAGGUGUGGUGCAACUUGUUCUUAUAAUUAAGUGAUUGAGGUUUUGAGUUUAGAGAGAUUAGAUGAGUUCUUCUAAUGGUGGUGUGCCACCGGGGUUUCGAUUUCAUCCAACCGAUGAAGAGCUACUUCAUUAUUACUUGAAGAAGAAGGUUGCAUUUCAAAAAUUUGAUAUGGAUGUUAUUAGAGAGGUGGAUUUGAACAAGAUGGAGCCUUGGGACUUGCAAGAAAAAUGUAAGAUUGGAUCAACACCACAAAACGAGUGGUACUUUUUCAGUCACAAGGACAGAAAAUACCCAACAGGGUCAAGGACUAAUAGAGCAACAAAUGCAGGGUUUUGGAAAGCAACAGGAAGAGACAAAUGCAUUAGAAAUACUUACAAGAAGAUUGGAAUGAGAAAGACUCUUGUGUUUUACAAAGGUAGAGCUCCUCAUGGACAAAAAACUGAUUGGAUUAUGCAUGAAUAUCGCCUUGAAGAUGGCAAUGAUCCUACUAAUGAAGAUGGUUGGGUAGUAUGCAGGGUAUUCAAGAAGAAGAACUUAUUCAAGAUAGGAAGUGAAGGUGGAUCCACACACAAUCAAGAUCAACAAAUGAACAACAUUUCAUCCACCAAUCAUCGCUCCUUCAUGCAAAGAGAAAACCAAUACUUACUACAUCAACACCAACAUCAAAACCACCCUAGGAACCUAUCCGGUUUCGAGCUCGAAAAACCCGAGCUCGGUCUACAUUAUCAACAUUUGCAAAACUCCCAAUACUCACUCUUCCACUCCCAAACCCAACCUCAACCUCUACAAGUUAACUUUGAUUACUCAUAUGCAUCAUCUUUACAAUCAGAUCAACCUAUUACAGUUAAACAACUUAUGACAAACCCUAGAGAUUGUGAGAGUGGUAGUGAUGGUUUGAGAUACCAAGUUUCAGAAUCUGGUAUUGAAGUUGGUUCAUGUGAACCACCUCAAGAAAUGGGUGUUGGAAGGAGUGAAGGAAUGAAUGAAUGGGGUAUGCUUGAUAGGCUAGUGAAUGAAGACUCAACAAAAGAGGCCACUAGGUUUGAGGAUGCUAAUCCUCAUCAAAUCAAUCAACUAUCAUUGAGGGGAGAGAUGGAUUUUUGGGGUUAUGGAAAACAAUGAUUUCCCUUCUCCAUUUUAUAAUUUAUAUUGAAAUUAAAUUAAGAUUGAUUAAGUGUAAGACAUGAUUUUAAAUUGCGGUUGCAUAAUGCUGUCAAUCUUGACAUUAAGAUAAAAUGUGGCCGCAAUUAUAAUUGUGAUUAUAUUGCACAUACAUCUAAAACUUUUAUAUUGUGGCAACAUGUAAUUGUGUACCACAAUUUAAAACUAUGAUGUAAGUUUGAAUGUCAUGCAUGCAUUAGAUGGUUCUAACCAUUUAAUUAUGGGUAUAGAAAAUAUAUAUGCAUAUUAUUAUUAUGAUUGUUAUUAUUUUGAUAUUGAUCAUUGAAGAUUAUUUGUAAUAUUUUAGAAUUUAUUGUUUGUCAU
Trifolium pratense (red clover) is the source of this 1511-nucleotide messenger RNA. RefSeq names its product protein BEARSKIN2-like. The record is from RefSeq and is a predicted model, not a curated record. Gene Ontology annotation, biological process: regulation of DNA-templated transcription. The transcript is spliced from 3 exons. Gene Ontology annotation, molecular function: DNA binding. Lineage: Eukaryota; Viridiplantae; Streptophyta; Magnoliopsida; Fabales; Fabaceae. The coding region runs from base 87 to 1148 and encodes 353 amino acids.